UUGAACUCGAUUUUUCAAUCGGCCGUCAGCUCGCCCUUCAAUCGACUGAAAAUCUCGGAAUUGCGUCCUUGUCGUCGGUUUACAGCCGCAGAUUGAAUCACCACUGGCCCGAGCACCCUUGCCGCUUCACCCUUCAAUGGUCGGCGACUUCUAAAAAAUUCUCUCGCAGGUUCGGCGAGAGAGGACGGCGGCCAGGAUGAUCACGUUGACCAAAAUGCUGGGCAAGGACCGCACCUCGAGCGGACAGUCGACCAGGAGGGCCUCCGUCAGAGACAAAUUAUUGAUCAAAGAAGUGCAGGAAAUGGAGCUGCCGCCGACGUGCAAAACGCAUUUCGAAGAUCCGCAAAAGCUGUACGAAUUCAAUUUGACCGUCGCCCCAGACGAAGGUUUCUGGCAGGGCGGACACUUCAAGUUCCACAUUUACGUCCCUGAAGAAUACAAUAUGGCUCCGCCAAAAGUGAAAUGCUUAACCAAAUUGUGGCACCCAAACAUCAGUGUGGACGGUGAAAUUUGCCUCAGCCUUCUGCGGCAAAGUUCGAUCGACGGCCUUGGCUGGGCGCCAACACGCAGAUUGAAAGACGUCGUCUGGGGCCUCAAUUCUCUGUUCACUGAUUUGUUAAAUUUUGAGGAUCCCUUGAACAUCGAAGCGGCUGAGCUGUACGUUAGAGACAAGGAGGCGUUUCGCAUCAAGGCGAAGGAAUAUGUGAAUAACUACGCCCGGCGGUAGGAGAGGCCAACUUAGUGCCCAGAAAUGCCAAAUAAGGACAGGAGUGAAUCAAGACUUGAUCGUUAAGUUGCUGCCACAACUGCAAAUUUAGUGGUGAUUUUUAUACAUGUCAAAGUGAAGCUUUCUCAAUUACGAUUAAGUCGCAGUUAUAUAUUUGUUGUUCAGACAAUUUCAAGUCAGUGAUUGAUAAACUUUGAUUUUUAUGUGUUUGCCCGUUUAUAUGCCACAAUGAUAAUGACCUAUAAGUAAAAUUGUUUCACCAAUU
Molecule: messenger RNA, 992 nt
Organism: Neocloeon triangulifer
Lineage: Eukaryota; Metazoa; Arthropoda; Insecta; Ephemeroptera; Baetidae
Product: NEDD8-conjugating enzyme UBE2F-like
Exons: 5
Coding region: 197-727 (176 amino acids)
Source: RefSeq, a predicted model, not a curated record